AGCGACGAAUCAUUCUAGUGAGAAGAUACACUACGAACAAGUCAAAAUGGUGUCCAAGGUUGUGAUCCUCUGCGCUUUCGCCAUUCUGGUUCAGUCCAUCUCCGGACAGAGGAGCGGUUGCUGCGGGUCCGGCCGCUCCGGCAGAUACGGCGGCUCCGGUUGUGGCUGCUCAUGCGGCAGCUCUGGAAGCUCUAAUGCCGUCUACGGUAACUCCAUCAACAUCCCCACCAGCGGCGGCGACUUCGUCGUCACCAGCGUCGGCCCCAUCUCCCCCUCCGGCAUCUCCGUCUCCUCCGACCUGGACCUGAGAGGAGACUUGGACGUCUACGGAGAACUGCCGUACCUGAGCGCCGUACAGUUCUCUGGCGAAUACGACACUCAAGGUUCUGGCUGCGUGGACUACAGCUGCGGCACCUGCGGGAACGUGGCCAUCACCAGCGUGCAGGGCAGCUCCGGCUGCGGCUGCGGCUCCAGCUGCGGCUGCGGCUCCAGCUGCGGCUGUGGCUGUCGCUAAGACAAUUGAAGUUUACAACUUCACAUCUUCAUGUCGUGUUUGAAUGUCUAGCUGCGGAACUUGACCUGUGUACGUACAAUGGAACACUUGAGCAAAUUGAAUAAAACUUAUUGGCUAA
This is a messenger RNA of Leguminivora glycinivorella, 632 nucleotides long. RefSeq names its product chorion class high-cysteine HCB protein 12-like. Lineage: Eukaryota; Metazoa; Arthropoda; Insecta; Lepidoptera; Tortricidae. Gene Ontology annotation, molecular function: structural constituent of egg chorion. The transcript is spliced from 2 exons. The record is from RefSeq and is a predicted model, not a curated record. The coding region runs from base 47 to 514 and encodes 155 amino acids. Gene Ontology annotation, cellular component: egg chorion. Gene Ontology annotation, biological process: chorion-containing eggshell formation; multicellular organism development.